Messenger RNA from Kogia breviceps (pygmy sperm whale), 525 nucleotides. The record is from RefSeq and is a predicted model, not a curated record. Lineage: Eukaryota; Metazoa; Chordata; Mammalia; Artiodactyla; Physeteridae.
AUGCCCCCAAUUCAAACCAUAGGACAGAAAAUUCUGAAGCACUUCUACAUGGUGAGAAUUUUGAGGAUGCUGGCCCAGGGAGUAUAUCCACAGCAUCUUCCAAGUUUGCUCCAAGCUGGUAUACUUCCUCCUGGGAUGGACCUGACUCAUUUACAGGGAGUAUCUGGCCCAAUCCUGGGUCAACCCUUUUACCCUUUACCAGCCACUAGUCACCCUCUCCUAAACCCUCGUCCUGGGACACCUCUGCAUCUGGCAAUGAGGCAACGGCAGCUACAGUGCCCACUUCUUCAUCCUGCAGGCUCUGGUUCCCAGGCAGCUGCUUUCAGUGUUCCGAUGAUGACUCAGAAUGUGCCCAGCCGGUCAGGCCUGCCUCAGGUGCACUCCCAGCUAGAGCACCGCCCCAGCCAGAGGGGCAGCUCCCCCGUGGGCCUUGUCAAAUGGUGUGGCUCAGAUGUGCUACAGCAGCCCCUGCCCUCUAUGCCCGCCAAAGCCGUCAGUGGAGAUGAACUGGAGUUCCGACGGUGA